GAAACAGCAUGAUUUGAAUUGUGCAACAUUAUACAUUACUGGAUACAAAAACAUGCAUUUGCUCUAGAGAAUAUCUCAAUUCCUAAGUGUGAAGACGAUGUAAAACUACAGUCUACUGAUGUUGAAACAACAGGAUAUGGAGUAUUACAGCAUGUAAGAAGACUCAAAAUGUGUAAAAUACAUGUUUUAACAUCUUGCAACAGGAAAACCAUUUCUGCUUGGCUUCUUUUCUUAAUGGAGCUUUUUUUAGUAUUGCCUUGCAUCUUCAGUACUGAGAUUUUCAAGCCUGCCGCUCUGCAAGAUCAACAUUUGAACCACGUAAGAAUUAAAAGAGGUUGGAUGUGGAAACAGAUAUUUGUUCUGGAGGAACAGGAAAUCACAGAACCUUUAUACGUUGGACAGCUGAGAUCAGACCUGGACAACCAUGACGGCUCAUUUAAGUACAUUUUAUCAGGAGAUGGAGCAAAAACUGUUUUUACCAUAGAUGAAAAUACAGGCGCAAUCUAUGUUCUAAAAAAACUUGAUCGAGAAGAAAAGCCUUCUUAUACCCUAAGGGCCCAGGUCAUAAACAGUUUGACUGGCGUUCCUGUUGAAGCAGAAUCUGAAUUUAUUAUUAAAAUCCAGGAUAUAAAUGACAAUGAACCAAAAUUCAUCAAUGAACCUUAUGUUGCUGUUGUGCCUGAGAUGUCUCCUGAAGGAACAUUUGUCAUGCAAGUGACUGCUACAGAUAUGGAUGACCCAAGUUAUGGAAAUAGCGCUAGACUGAUAUACAGCAUUCUACAGGGACAACCACACUUUUCUAUUGAACCAAAGUCAGGUAUAAUUCGCGUGGCUUCUAAAAUGGACAGAGAAACUAAAGAUAAAUAUUUUGUCAUUAUUCAAGCCAAAGAUAUGGUUGGUAAUGUAGGUGGAUUAUCAACCACAACAACAGUGACAAUCACCUUGUCAGAUGUCAAUGACAAUGGGCCAAAAUUUAAGGAAAAAAUAUAUGACAUGUCAAUAUUAGAAUCAGCUUUGGUUGGAGAGAUUGUAGGAACAGUUAUAGCUGAUGACCGUGAUAUUGGAGAGAAUGCAGAAAUUAUUUAUAUUAUUGAAGAAAAAGGGGACUUCAAUAUGUUUGAUAUAAACACAGACCCAAUAACACAAGAAGGCAUUAUUACAUUAAACAAGCUUGUAGAUUAUGAAAGUAAAAGAAGGUACAACAUCCGAGUCAAAGCAAUAAACAGAUAUUUUGACGAGAGAUUUAUAAAGCAAGACCUAUUUGAAGACACUACAGCAAUAAGGAUUCAUAUUCAAGAUGUUGAUGAGCCUCCAGUUUUUGUCCAGAAUGCAUAUUAUAUGGAAAUCUAUGAAAAUGCAUCUAUUGGUUCACAUGUUAAUUCAGUUACUGCAAAAGAUCCUGAUAUAACCAACAGCCCAAUCAGGUAUAGCAUUAUACACAAUCAAUUUUCCAAAUUAUUCGGCAUUGAUGCACACAAUGGAUCUAUCAUCACUCUUAAACCUCUAGACAGAGAGGUUGCUCCUUGGCAUAAUAUAACAGUAACUGCCACAGAGUCACAAAAUCCUAUUCAUGUAUCCAAAGUACCAGUAUACAUUCAAGUCAUGGAUGUUAAUGAUCAUGCUCCCCAAUUUUCAAAGAAAUAUGACACAUUUGUAUGUGAACUUUCACGACCAGGACAGCCGAUACAGACCAUCAGUGCAGUAGAUCAAGAUGACCCAGCACUUGGCCAUUAUUUCUCCUAUUCUUUAGCUCACAAAACAACAAAUUUUACAGUCAGAGACAACGGAGAUAACACUGCUACCAUUUUUACUACAAAGUCUAUGUAUAGUUAUGAAGACAAUCCGUUAACUUACUUGGUGAUAGUAAUAAGUGACAACGAGACACCUUCGCUCAGCAGCACUAACACACUGACUAUCAGAGUUUGUGACUGUGGGAAGGAUGGCAAUGCCGAGUCCUGUAAAGCACAAGGAUUCUUAUCCUCUCUGGGAAUCAACGGUGGAGCAUUCAUUGCCAUUUCAGUUGGUGUACUUUUGAUUUUAGUUUUAUCUAUCCUAAUGUUCUUAAAGCAUAGGAAAAAACAUGAAAAAUUAAAAGAGAAAGGAGAAGAAUGUAGACAGAACUUUGUCAAGUAUGAUGAUGAAGGAGGAGGAGAACAAGACACAGAAGCUUUCGAUAUUAUAGGACUAAGAAAUCAAACAGUUAUGAGAGAACCUAAGCUUAACAAAAAGAUCAGAAGAGAUAUCCCAAGCCUUUAUAGGAUGUCUUUGAGGCUUGGUCCUGAUGUUGUUGAAUUUAGAGAAUUCCUUUCCGAGAAAUUAGAAGAGGCUAAUACAGACCUAAGUGUUUUGUCACCUGACACUAUGCACCAUUAUGCAUUUGAAGGCACGGGCUCCAUGUGUGGGUCACUUAGCUCGAUAGGAUCAACUUGCUCACAUAUGGAACUAAAUAUUUAAACAGCAGUUACAAACAUUAACUG
Spea bombifrons (plains spadefoot toad) is the source of this 2477-nucleotide messenger RNA. RefSeq names its product cadherin-19-like. Gene Ontology annotation, cellular component: adherens junction; plasma membrane; catenin complex. Gene Ontology annotation, molecular function: calcium ion binding; cadherin binding. Bases 169 to 2454 code for a protein of 761 amino acids. Gene Ontology annotation, biological process: cell morphogenesis; adherens junction organization; cell-cell junction assembly. The transcript has 12 exons. Lineage: Eukaryota; Metazoa; Chordata; Amphibia; Anura; Pelobatidae. The record is from RefSeq and is a predicted model, not a curated record.